This is a messenger RNA of Tauraco erythrolophus (red-crested turaco), 1505 nucleotides long. The record is from RefSeq and is a predicted model, not a curated record. Lineage: Eukaryota; Metazoa; Chordata; Aves; Musophagiformes; Musophagidae.
AUGAAGAUGAGACGCCAUAAGCUCUUUCUGACUCUCUGCAUGGCUGGUCUCUGCCUCAUCUCCUUCUUGCACUUCCUCAAGGCCCUUUCCUAUGUCACCUUCCCCCGAGAGCUGGCUUCGCUUAGUCCCAACCUCGUCUCCAGCUUCUUCUGGAACAAUGCCCCCAUCACACCUCAGGUCAGCCCUGAGCCAGGGGGUGCAGAGCUCCUCCGCACACCCCUGUACUCCCACUCCCCCUUGCUCCAGCCCCUGCCUCCCAGCAGAGCCAGCGAAGAGGUGCACAAAGUUGAGUUUGUGCUGCCGGAAGACACAACAGAAUAUUUUGUCCGUACCAAAGCUGGUGGCGUUUGCUUUAAACCAGGCACCAAGGUGUUGGAGAAGCCACCCAUGGGAGGGCGGCCAGAGGAGCGAGCAGAUGGUGCAGUUCGCAAGCCGCUGAGCGCCAGCGGGACCAAGCGGCGCAAGUGGGUGGAGUGUGUGUGCUUGCCGGGCUGGCACGGCCCCAGCUGCGGGGUCCCCACUGUGGUCCAGUACUCUAACCUGCCCACCAAGGAUCGCCUUGUGCCACGGGAGACCCCCCGGCGGGUCAUCAACGCUAUCAAUGUCAACCAUGAGUUUGACCUGCUGGAUGUCCGCUUCCAUGAGCUGGGAGAUGUGGUGGAUGCCUUUGUGGUGUGCGAGUCAAACUUCACAGCCUAUGGAGAGCCGCGGCCCCUCAAGUUCCGCGAGAUGUUCCUCAACGGCUCCUUCGACUACAUCCGCCCCAAGGUGCUCUACGUCUUCCUGGACCAUUUCCCCCCUGGUGGCCGCCAGGACGGCUGGAUUGCUGACGAUUACCUGCGCACCUUUCUCACCCGGGAUGGCAUCUCUCGCCUUCGCAACCUGCGCCCGGACGAUGUCUUCAUCAUCGAUGAUGCCGAUGAGAUCCCAGCCCGUGACGGUGUGCUCUUCCUCAAGCUCUACGAUGGCUGGACAGAGCCCUUUGCCUUUCACAUGCGCAAGUCGCUCUAUGGCUUCUUCUGGAAGCAACCAGGCACCUUGGAGGUGGUCUCGGGCUGCACCAUUGGGAUGCUCCAGGCUGUCUACGCUACCGACGGGAUCCGUCUGCGGCGCCGCGAGUACUACACCAUGCCUGGCUUUCGGCAGUAUGAGAACAGCACAGGACACAUCCUGGUGCAGUGGUCACUGGGCAGCCCCCUCCACUUUGCUGGCUGGCACUGCUCCUGGUGUUUCACCCCAGAGGGGAUCUACUUCAAACUGGUGUCAGCCCAGAAUGGGGACUUUCCCCGCUGGGGUGACUAUGAGGAUAAACGAGACCUCAAUUAUAUUCGGGAGCUGAUCCGGACUGGUGGCUGGUUCGAUGGUACUACGCAGGAGUAUCCCCCUGCCGAUCCCAAGGAGCAGAUGUAUGCUCCCAAGUACCUGCUCAAGAACUACCAGCGGUUUCGCUACUUGUUGGAGAACCCCUACCGAAAAGCAGAGGGUGCUGGGUGAGGCCACUGAGG